Lates calcarifer (barramundi perch) is the source of this 496-nucleotide messenger RNA. RefSeq names its product SEC61 translocon subunit gamma (gene sec61g). Gene Ontology annotation, biological process: protein targeting; post-translational protein targeting to membrane, translocation. Gene Ontology annotation, molecular function: transmembrane protein transporter activity. The coding region runs from base 131 to 337 and encodes 68 amino acids. Gene Ontology annotation, cellular component: membrane; Ssh1 translocon complex. The transcript is spliced from 4 exons. Lineage: Eukaryota; Metazoa; Chordata; Actinopteri; Centropomidae. The record is from RefSeq and is a predicted model, not a curated record.
GCGCAUGUUGCGCAUGCGUGUUUAAAGUCUACGUCAGCUCUUCUCGACUAACUAGCUGCUUAAAACAUACGUGGCUUUCACUCUUCCGACUGUCCUUUCGUCAAACACGACCUCGGAAACAGCCUAAACCAUGGAUCAGGUAAUGCAGUUCGUUGAGCCCAGCCGGCAAUUCGUCAAGGAUUCAAUCAGGCUCGUAAAAAGAUGCACCAAACCCGACAGAAAAGAAUUCCAGAAGAUUGCCAUGGCCACAGCAAUUGGGUUUGCCAUCAUGGGUUUCAUCGGUUUCUUUGUCAAACUCAUCCACAUCCCCAUCAACAACAUCAUUGUUGGUGGUUAAAUCCUGGUCAAGAAAAAACAAACUUCAAUAGCUAGGGAUGGGAGAUGGUGCUGUAAAGUGUUUGCUGGGCUGAUGUGAUUGGGUCUGAAGGGAUGGCAUUUUUACAUUCUGUGCACAACAUUUAUAUUUCGCUGUGUAAAUAAAACAAAUUGAAAUCCA